This is a messenger RNA of Folsomia candida, 2421 nucleotides long. RefSeq names its product noggin-2. The transcript is spliced from 8 exons. The coding region runs from base 726 to 1496 and encodes 256 amino acids. Lineage: Eukaryota; Metazoa; Arthropoda; Collembola; Entomobryomorpha; Isotomidae. The record is from RefSeq and is a predicted model, not a curated record. Gene Ontology annotation, biological process: negative regulation of cell differentiation; dorsal/ventral pattern formation; negative regulation of BMP signaling pathway.
GUCGUCGUCGUCGGUGUAACACACACAAGUAAUGCAAUACUAGUUUGAAACUGAAUCCCAUACGGACCACAUCACCUCUGAGAGAGAGAAGGAAGCCAAAAGUCCUCUACGGGAUUUCACCCUAAAAAUCAGAGAACCUUUUGUCACAAAAAAAGCAGUGAGUGUUAUCCCACCUUCGAGUUAAUGAAGCCAGGAAACAACGAGGUAUCAAGAUAAAUCGUACGCGUGCUGCCCACGCAAAAAUUGAAUGCAUACAUACUGACCAGUUUUAUGCAAAUAACCCGAAAUAAUAAGGACAGUAUCAAAAAGGUCAUGCGAAAUAUAUAGUAUGCGACCAAAUAAGUCGUAAUUUUGUCCAUUUUUGGGACAGAUUGACAUUUGAGACUAAUUGAACCCAGGGAAUAUAUGUACGUAGUGUUGACUAAAUCUGUUAAGAGUACGGGAUUUGCAAUGGGAAAUCACCUCUAGCCAAAAAGUGCUACCAUUUUAGAUCGAAGAAGUUCUACACGUCUGUGCCGUGGAUGAUUUAAGAACCUGUGGGAAAGUUGAGACUGAGAGAAAAGUUAAAGUGACUCGCUAAAAUUUUGACAUUCCUGAAAGUGUGCUGACUUGAAUUCUGGUAUUUUCGAGUAAUUCAAGCUACAAGGGACGGAGAGGAAUCAAGGAAAUUAAGAUAUUUCCAUAAUUAGUUAUUAACAAGAAAGAUCAGCAAAUCGGCAGAGAAAAUGAAGUUGGUCUUCGUAACGGGCGUGGUGGUGCAGUUUCUCACAUUUCUUUUAUUCGAAGUGGACACAAAUCAGCAUCACGUAAAAUCUGGGGGAGGAGAUCAGUAUCUUAUGCGACCCAGACCUGCGAAAGGUUUUCUAGCCGUUACAAAAUUGCAGGAAGUCCCCGGCAGUAAGUAUGAUCCGAAGCCAGAAGAUCUGGACGUGAGGCAACUAAGGAUUAAAAUGGGCAAAAAUUUCGACCCUGAAGUAAUGAGCAUACGAAAACCGCACGAUCUUGCGUCUCAUCCAAACGGCACGGUCAAAUUCCCAUUCAAGCGAAAUAAGAAGGGUCGAUUAGUUCCGACGGGCGAGUCUGCCCAGAUUCCAAAGGCAAUUAAGAAAUUGCAAUAUGGAGCUCUCUCACUUCCGGACGGGACAAAGCUGAGGACAAGAUUAAAUCCUAAACUGAGAAGAAAACUGGUCCAGUUUUUGUGGGCUUAUACAUCUUGUCCAGUGUAUGAGAAAUGGAGAGAUCUUGGUUCUAGAUUUUGGCCAAGAUGGCUCAAAGAAGGUCACUGUUACACCGAACGCUCAUGUUCUAUUCCACCAGGGAUGAGUUGUAAACCUUCGGCAGCAGAAUAUAAGAUCCUGUUAAGAUGGCAUUGUCAAGAUUACGACAAGGCGAAAAAAUGCAGAUGGGCAGUCAUUCGUCACCCGAUUGUGACGGCAUGUUCUUGCGAAUGCUCCAACAAAGUAUCUAACGACGACUAUGACGAAGACGACUUUUAGCAAUCUAAAUUAGGUAUUAUUAUUAUUAAGAAAUUUUGUAUCUUCGUCAUCCAUGUUUGAAUAUUUCUGUAUAUAUUCGGAUAUAUCUUGUACUCGCUAUUACUUGGCCUAGAUGUGUAUAAAUAAUGUGUAUCAUUAUCAUGCCGUAAUUAAUUAAGUUGCGAUCGAUAUAAGACAAAUGCCUGGACAGAAGCUAUUUAUGAAACUCUGUGAUUCACAAAGUUUCAGUAUUUAAUUUAAUUUGAUAAAUAGUUACAAUUUUUUUUAUUCCCCACCCUCUUUGACGAGGCAGCUCUCUGACUACUCUCCAUUUUAAUGAUAAAUACAUAUCCAGCUGUACAUAAAUAUUCAUGACAAAAUUGUGAUUCAAACGAUAUGUACAUAACAGGAAAGGAAAUAGUAUUGCAACUUUUUAAAUGUAGGACAUGUUGUUGCAAGUUCCGAAAUAGAAUAAAAAUGACGAGCAGAAGAGGCUAUUAAUUUAAUUUGCACAUGAAUACUCAUUAAUAAUUUUAAGAAAUAUAAAUACUUAGAAGAGUUGUAGAUAUUUUGCCAAUGAUUAUUUUUUAAACUGCUUUAAAUAACUGUAUUUUUUCAAUCUCCAAUUCUAAAAAAUGUAUUCACUGCAAAGAACAAAGACUGUUUAGUGAUAAGAAUAAAACGGAAGUGUGAGUGUAAUUGAAGGAAUCUGUGGUAUUGUCACUUGGAUGGCUUUAAAAUUUAUAAAAUAUUGUCGAUUCUAUUAAUAAUUAAUAAUUUUUGUAGUAGUAAAAUCUGAAUAAUUUAGCAACCCUGCGAGUACCGUAUGUGAAUGGAAAUGGACAACUUUUUAUGACAAAGAUCUCUGAUUGAAUUGAAAUCAAUUUGUUACUGUUAUUAUUAUUUUUCAAAUGUAUGUAUAUAAAUUACGAAUUUGGUUUUUAGU